Trichoderma harzianum CBS 226.95 is the source of this 4320-nucleotide messenger RNA. RefSeq lists its product as hypothetical. Gene Ontology annotation, cellular component: membrane. Lineage: Eukaryota; Fungi; Ascomycota; Sordariomycetes; Hypocreales; Hypocreaceae. Bases 1 to 4320 code for a protein of 1439 amino acids. Gene Ontology annotation, biological process: transmembrane transport. The transcript is spliced from 2 exons. Gene Ontology annotation, molecular function: ATP hydrolysis activity; ABC-type transporter activity; ATP binding. The record is from RefSeq and is a predicted model, not a curated record.
AUGGAGCGGCGGAUGAGCGUCGUGCAGCAGCUGGCCCGCCAGUACACGCACGCCUCGGGCAUCGAUAUUCAGGGCCAGGCCACGUCGCUGUUUGGGAACAACGAUCCUGACUCGCCCCUGAAUCCCAUGAGCAGCAAGUUUAGCGGACGCACGUGGGCGAAGACGGUGGCCAAAUAUGCUGCUGAACACGGCUCGGGGUUUCGACACAGUGGCAUUUCGUUUCGGAAUAUGAAUGUGUAUGGAUAUGGAAGCGAGACUGAUUUCCAGAAGGAUGUUGGAAACGUUUGGCUGUCGAUUCCGGAUCUUGCUCGACAGGCGUUUAGCAAGUCUAGCAAGAGACGGAUCGAUAUCCUGCGCAACUGUGAUGGUGUUCUCAAAUCUGGAGAGAUGCUCGUUGUGUUGGGACCUCCUGGAUCGGGGUGUUCCACGUUUCUCAAGUCGAUUGCGGGCGAGACGAGCGGAAUAUACAUUGACACCGAGACUCAUUUCAACUACCAGGGCAUCAGCGCAGAGGAGAUGCACACUCAGCACCGAGGUGAGGCCAUCUACACGGCUGAAGUCGACGUGCAUUUCCCCAUGCUUUCGGUUGGCGAUACGCUUUCCUUUGCCGCCAUGGCACGAGCCCCUCGAAGUCUUCCCCCCGGAGUCUCAAAUGACGAGUUUGCAGCUCACUACCGUGAUGUUGUCAUGGCCAUGUACGGCAUCAGCCACACCGUCAACACUCGCGUUGGUAACGAAUACGUUCGUGGUGUGUCUGGAGGAGAACGAAAGCGCGUCACCAUUGCCGAAGCCACUCUCUCCAACGCCCCCUUACAAUGCUGGGACAACUCUACUCGAGGUCUCGACUCGGCUAAUGCUAUCGAAUUCUGCAAGACGCUGCGUCUACAGUCUGAUACUUUUGGCCAGACGAGCGCGGUGUCCAUCUAUCAGGCGCCGCAAAGUGCUUAUGAUGUCUUUGACAAGGUGUUGGUUUUGUAUGAGGGACGACAGAUUUUCUUUGGCCCUACCGACAAGGCUAAAGAGUAUUUCGAAAACUUGGGCUUUGAAUGUCCUGCACGUCAAACUACGCCCGAUUUCCUGACUUCCAUGACGGCGCCAACGGAACGAAUUGUUCGUCUUGGUUGGGAAAGUCGCGCACCUCGUACUCCUGAUGAAUUCGCUACUUGCUGGAGGAACAGCAACAACUACAAGGCCCUCCAAGCCGAGAUUGAGAGCUACAACGCGGAGCAUCCCAUUGAUGGAACCGACGCCCAGGCCUUCCGCGAGCACAAGAAAGCUACUCAGGCCAAACGUCAACGCGUCAAGUCUCCCUACACCCUCUCGUACUCUCAGCAAGUGCGUCUCUGCCUCUGGCGCGGAUGGCGAAGAUUAAAGGGCGAUCCUAGUCUGACCAUCUUUUCGCUCCUAUCCAACUCUGUCAUGGCCCUCAUCAUUUCGUCCUUGUUCUACAACUUGCAGCCAACAACGGGCAGUUUCUACUCGAGGGCCGCUGCCCUCUACGUCGCCAUCUUGUCCAACGCCUUCUCCAGUGCCCUUGAAAUUUUAACGCAGUACGCUCAGCGGCCGAUUGUCGAGAAGCAUCAGCGAUAUGGAUUCCAUCUUCCGUCAGCUGAAGCCUUUUCCUCUGUGCUUUGCGAUAUGCCGUACAAGAUUGGGAAUACGAUUUGCUACAACUUGGUCCUGUACUUUAUGGUCCAUCUUAAUCGUACCCCCGGAGCCUUCUUCUACUUCCUGCUUGUAACGUUUCUCAUGGUGCUGGCCAUGUCUGGAAUUUUCCGAUCAAUUGCUGCCCUAUCGCGAACCCUUUCGCAGGCCAUGGUUCCGGCCUCGCUCCUGAUUCUCGCCAUGGUCAUCUUCACUGGAUUCGUCAUCCCCGUCGACUACAUGCUUGGGUGGUGUCGCUGGAUCAACUAUCUCGAUCCCGUCGCCUACGGAUUCGAAGCCCUCAUGAUCAACGAGUUCCACGGCCGCGAGUUUGAAUGCAACUCGUUUGUUCCGAGCAGCCUCAUCCCGGGCUAUGAAAACGUGACAUCGACACACCAAGCUUGUACCGCCGUCGGAUCCGUUCCCGGACAGGCUCUUGUCAAUGGCGAUGCCUACAUCAACUCGCAGUACAAGUACUUUCACGCCCACAAGUGGCGCAACGUCGGAAUCCUGAUUGCUUUCCUCCUCUUCAACCACUUGGUAUACUUUGUCGCGACGGAUGUGAUUCAGGCAAAAAAGUCCAAGGGCGAGGUCCUUGUCUUCCGUCGCGGCCAGCUUCUUACUUCGGCCGCCAAAAAGGGCGACAUGGAAUCUUCCUUGUCUGGACCAGUUCCUGUUGUUGAAAAGGGCUCGGAGAUUCCCAAGGAGUCGAGCGGCGCCAACAUUCAGGCAUCUACGAGUGUAUUCCACUGGGGUAAGGUGUGCUAUGACAUUAAAAUCAAGGGCGAACCACGACGAAUUCUGGACCAUGUGGACGGCUGGGUCAAGCCUGGAACACUCACAGCGUUGAUGGGCGUAUCUGGCGCUGGUAAAACUACGUUGCUCGAUUGUCUGGCUGAUCGUAUCUCCAUGGGAGUUAUCACGGGAGAAAUGCUGGUGGACGGCAAGAUUCGCGAUAAUUCGUUCCAACGAAAGACGGGAUACGUUCAGCAGCAAGAUCUUCAUCUGGAGACUACAACCGUUCGUGAGGCUUUGGAAUUCAGCGCUCUGCUUCGACAGCCGGCUAGUACGCCUCGGGCUGAGAAGCUGGCAUACGUCGACGAAGUCAUCAAGCUGCUGGACAUGCAAGAAUAUGCCGAUGCCGUCGUCGGUGUGCUUGGCGAAGGUCUUAAUGUUGAACAGCGAAAGAGACUGACAAUCGGAGUCGAAUUAGCAGCCAAACCCCCGUUGCUGCUGUUUGUCGACGAGCCAACCUCCGGUCUUGAUUCCCAGACAUCGUGGGCCAUCCUCGACCUCCUCGAAAAGCUCUCCAAGGCCGGCCAGUCUAUUCUCUGCACCAUCCACCAGCCAUCCGCCAUGUUGUUCCAACGCUUCGACCGUUUGCUUUUCCUGGCUAAAGGCGGCCGCACCGUGUACUUUGGCGACAUUGGCGAGAACUCGUCCACCAUGACUGCGUAUUUCGAGAAGCAGGGCGCGCCCAAGUGUCCGCCCAGCGAGAAUCCCGCCGAGUGGAUGCUUUCUGCUAUUGGAGCUGCCCCGGGAUCUACGACGGACAUUGACUGGCACCAGGCUUGGCUUAAUAGUUCUGAGUAUCAAGAGGUUCAGGCUGAGCUGCAGCGCCUCAAGGACGAAGGCAACAGCCACGGCGCCGACUUGAUCAACGACAAGGCUUCGUAUGCCGAAUUCGCAGCCCCCUUUUGGUCGCAGUUCUUCAUUGUUACCCAGCGUGUCUUUCAGCAGAUCUGGAGAACUCCCUCGUACAUUUACUCCAAGUUCUUCCUCUGUCUAUUCGUGUCGCUGUUUAUCGGUCUCGUCUUCCUCAACGCCCCGCUGACUAUCCAAGGCUUGCAGAACCAAAUGUUUGCCAUCUUCAACAUCUUGACCAUCUUUGGCCAGCUCGUGCAGCAGCAGAUGCCGCAUUUCGUCACCCAGCGCUCGCUCUACGAAGUCCGCGAGAGACCCUCCAAAACCUACAGCUGGAAGAUCUUUAUGCUGUCCCAGGUCGUGGCCGAGAUCCCCUGGAACUCGCUCAUGUCCGUCUUCAUGUUUGUCUGCGUCUACUACCCCGUGGGCUUCAACAAGAACGCCGUGCCCGCCGACCAGGUUGUCGAGAGAGGCGGCCUCAUGUGGCUGCUCUUCUGGCAGUUUCUCAUCUUCACGUGCACCUUUGCCCACGCCUGUAUUGCUAUUACUGAUACUGCUGAGGCUGGAGGAAACCUCGCCAACGUGCUCUUCAUGAUGUGCCUCAUCUUCUGCGGUACUUUGGCCUCGCCCGACAGCAUGCCCGGCUUCUGGAUCUUCAUGUACCGCUUAUCUCCCUUUACCUACUGGAUUUCUGCUGUGCUGUCCACCGGCCUGGCAAACACCAGCGUCACAUGCUCUGCCAACGAGCUCGUCCACUUGAACCCGCCCAGCGGCCAGACUUGCGGCGAGUAUUUGGGUGACUUUAUCACUGCCGCUGGAGGUUAUCUCCAGGAUGCCAAUGCCACGUCUGGCUGCAGCUACUGCCCGAUUGCCGACACAAACGUCUUUUUGACGAGUGUCAGCUCCAGUUACUCGCACCGAUGGCGCGACUUUGGUAUUGGAAUGGCGUACAUUAUUUUCAACAUUGCCGCGUCGCUGUUCCUCUACUGGCUGGUGCGCAUGCCCAAGAAAUGGGGCAAGAAGAAGGAUUAG